This is a messenger RNA of Saccostrea cuccullata (small rock oyster), 1769 nucleotides long. RefSeq lists its product as uncharacterized. Bases 113 to 1234 code for a protein of 373 amino acids. Lineage: Eukaryota; Metazoa; Mollusca; Bivalvia; Ostreida; Ostreidae. The record is from RefSeq and is a predicted model, not a curated record. The transcript has 3 exons.
UAUUUAUCAUAUUUCCAUAAAUAUAUAAGUAAGGAAAAGAUGUUUAUCUUCUGCCAUUUAGAAAACGGAAUACUCUGAUUAAGCAUCAAGGCAGCCGUUUCCUAGAUCAGUCAUGACUAUGCCGAGAUUUUGUCUACUUUUCUUACUUGGUCUACUCUUGGUAAAUUACACAGAAGCACAAAAAAGCAAAUCAAAGUCAAAGAAGUUUACAGCUCUGCUACCUGUUUUUGAGCCUCCGAAGCCAAAAACUAACAGCAUUGUCGAGAAAUCGACAAAAAAAGAUCCUGCUGCAUCAUUAUCCCCAUCCAUUGAAGCUGUUGCAACAAUUGAACUUGGGAAAGAAAAAGCCUCUCAACAAAAUAAUCCUGCAGAAAUAGUUUUACCCCCCAAGCCUCUAAAACCAGUUCAAGAACCAAAAACAAUCAUCCAAAGUCCCCCAUCAAUUCCGAAUCAAAUUCCAAAGAAAAAUGUGAAAGCUUCACCAUACAGUCUGUUUCCAGAAGGACAACCGCAAAAGAAACAAUCCAACACUCCAGUGCAGCAGUAUCAGCCACCUACACAGACAUUUUCUAGGAAGAACUCAAUACAAUCAUUUAAGAAUGCUCCAUCUAAACCAAGACUAGGGAAUGUUAAUUUCUUUGGUUUCAAACCAAUGACGUCAUCAACGCCUGCUCCAACCACUCCGGCUCCACCACCUCCCGUACAGCAGAGCUUGUUUAACUUUUUCAGUGGACAAAAUGGUCCUUCUCCAACCCAACAAGCACUUCCAUUUCCUCUUCCAUCCAUGCCUCCUUACCCCGGAUUGCCAAACAAUAACCCACAACUGAAAAAUGUGUACCGAAUGAUUGCAACGUGGCUAGUUUCUCACGCCAUGAAUGCAAAUAAUAAUAAUGCUCCUCGUGCCCCUCAACCAGUAACAACAACAAAAAGAACUCAUCCACCUGCACCGAUGCGUCUUCCAAAUACUCAAAGACAACAACAAAAACAACAAAGACGUCACAAUUUGACACCUCCACCUCAACGAAACAGAAAACAAAUGAAAGCACCCAAGCACUCUCAGAAAAAGCAACAGACCCAGAGGAACAAGAAACAAGAAGAGGCUUUACGCCGAAUGAGGGAGAAAGCCUACAGGGAGUACAUGGAUGAAGUGUUUGACGUAGACGUCCCAGACACGGCUUUUGCUAAUGGCCGUAUUCCAUCAUUUCAGGCACCUUCAUUUGAAUUCCCAUGGUGAUCCGAGAACCAUUUUAUAGAUCGUGUAAUUCCAAUUGAAUGGAGAAUCCAGGACUAAAACAAAGUUUGAUUAUUUAUUUUCUCGGAUUUACUUCAUUACAAGAUACAAGACGUGUUUUGACCCUCAUUUUCUGUAAGAGAAAAGAACUAUGUCUUGAAAAGCUGAGAAAGAUAACAAACAAAGUUACAUCCAUUGUAGAUAAACGAAGAAUUCUUUAUCUAAUAAAUAUUUAUAUCUCAAUGUAAACAAUCAACGGACUUGAGUUCAAAUAGCAACCCAUGAAAAAAUACAUUAUUUUGAUACUCUGUUUAUUUGACAUUUUAUUGCCAAUUCCAUGUGUGCAAAACAGCAUAAAGUGACGAAUAUGAAAAAUUUUAAUAACAUUUAUUAAAAUAUCCUAGUUAAAUUAUACCUAAAUGAGGUCGUAAACUACAUAAUGUCGUACAUCAAGAAUGCGGAUGAUAUUCAUUAUACACGAACAUGUAGCAGCUCAUUAUGUAUUUUAUAUACUAAAUAAAUAAAUACCAUAACCAUC